CGAGGAGCGGAAGAGGCACUCUCUCGCCGCCGGCAGAGCAUGGUGGCCCGUCGCUGACUGGGCCGGCAGCAGCGAGAGGAGCUGUCUCACAGCGGGGCUGCCAGCGCGGCCGCUGCUCGGGAGUGCGCCGCUAAGACACAGACACGACGCGUUCGCUCAGAGAACACGCGGUCUACCCAGUAAAAAAGGCACAGCACCAGCGCACGGGGGAGGGAGCGCGACGACCAGCGAGCGCGCGAGACCAUGCCGAGGCCCCCCGGCCUGGACAAAGGCGCUCGGCCGCGGCUGACCGCUGCCGCAUCUGCGCUCGGCCUCAUACUCGUCCUGCUGCUCCACCUGCCGUACAGCGCCGACGCUGCGGCGUGCAAAGGAUGCGCCAUCCAGCCAUGUCUAUGCAAAGGUGAAAAAGGAGGCGUGGGCCACCCUGGGCUUCCCGGUUCGCCGGGCACCGAGGUCCCAGGAGAUCUCGGUCCCCUGGGACCAACCGGUCGCCGGGGUGAACGUGGCUUGUCAGGAGACACCGGAGCCAUCGGACCCAAGGGAAUCCGGGGUGAACCCGGAGCACCAGGAUUCCCAGGCAGGCCAGGUGCACCGGGAAAACCGGGUUUCGAUGGGUUGCUUGGAGAGCCGGGAAUACCAGGCUGCAACGGAAGCAAGGGCGCCCUCGGUCCCCAUGGUCCCGCCGGUGGCUGGGGCCCGCCAGGACCGCGCGGUCCCCGCGGAGACUAUGGACCCAAGGGAUUGCCUGGAGACGGCGGAAUAAACUCUCUAGGAAUUCGUGGAGAUCCGGGAGACGACGGAAGACCAGGCCCUCAGGGCGCACUUGGUUUCCCAGGCUUUCAUGGCGAGAAAGGCGUUCGAGGAGACAGUGGACCAGCGGGAAGACCGGGUCCUCCAGGUUCUCCGGGCCCUAAAGGCGUACAGGGUGAUGACGCACAAGGCGACAAAGGACCUAAGGGAGAACCAGGUCAUCCUGGAGAUGUAGGUCCGCCUGGUGACUCGUACUUCUUUGUUGGGCCGCCAACCAUUCAACAAAUCCCCGGUGACCGAGGACCGAAGGGUGAAAAGGGCGACAUUGGAAGCAAAGGUGAACGUGGAACACGCGGAGUGGAUGGAGAAGCUGGCCUGCCUGGCAGCGACGGCCUCAAGGGAGAAAAAGGAGACAUAGGCGAAGAAGGCCCAAGGGGCAAAAGGGGCAAAGAGGGAGUCGAUGGUCCGUCCGGAGAAAAGGGGCAGAAAGGAGAACCAGGAUUUACAGGAAUCGAUGGUGGUUCCGGUGACACGGGAGAACCGGGAGAGAAAGGAAGAUCCGGAAGCUUUGGAACACAGGGACCACCGGGCCCACCAGGACCGACCAUAGAGAUUGGAUCGCCCAUACCAGGACCCAGGGGUCCCCAGGGCGUGCCUGGUGAUAUGGGUCUACCUGGACGCGACGGCGAAAAGGGUGCCACCGGUGCGAUGGGAUAUCGUGGUACGGUAGGCGAACCGGGCGUACCAGGAGAGGCAGGAGCACCUGGACCUCGAGGACUUGCCAUCAAGGGCGAGCCCGGAGAGGACGGCUAUCCGGGAGUACCAGGGCCGCGGGGUCAGCAAGGAGCCCCAGGGCCUCAAGGACCGCUGGGAGAUAAAGGCCAGCCGGGUCUCACAGUAGUAGGGGCUCCCGGAGAGGAUGGCCGUCCCGGAAGAGAUGGACGACCGGGCAUCCCCGGUGUACGCGGAGACCCCGGACUACCAGGUGACCAGGGUACACCCGGUCGCGGCGUGCCGCGACCUGGCCCUGAUGGACCCCCAGGUCUACGUGGACCACAGGGCGACCCAGGUCUUCCAGGCCGGCCGGGUAGGCCGGGUGAAGACGGCCGCCCAGGACCCAGAGGUGACGACUGUGGCUACUGUCCGCCGGGUAUACCUGGUGACCGCGGUGCACCAGGAGACGACGGCCGCCCAGGUUCCGAUGGCUCAAUGGGAUUCCCCGGAACUACGGGUCCCCCUGGGGUGAAAGGAGACAGAGGUUAUACGGGCCCUCGCGGCAUCCCUGGCCUACCGGGUCGAGACGGAGAACCCGGCUGGGACGGACAGAAGGGCGAGAAGGGCUUCCCUGGCGAGUUCAUCUUUCCGCCGGGCCCGCUACCGCCGGGCUCCAUUAAAGGCGAGAAGGGCGAACCCGGAGACUAUGGGCCUAGAGGCCUGUCUGGCCGCGAGGGCAACCCCGGACCGCAGGGCCUGCCUGGUGGCAUAGGCUUCAAGGGAGACACGGGUGAUUACGGAGACCCUGGCUACCGUGGCUCCGACGGCGUAGAAGGCUUCCCGGGUCUGGCUGGUCGCAAGGGAGAAGCGGGAGACUUCUACAUCGGCGAGAAAGGAGACGACGGCGAGGAAGGGGAGCCCGGAGAUACGGGCUUGACCGGACCGCCCGGAGACAGGGGUGAUCCCGGACUCCCCGUAAACGCUCCGGACAAUCUCAAACACAUGACAGGAGACAAAGGUAUGCCAGGCUUGCCUGGCCAGUCCGGCAGAGAGGGACAAAAAGGAGAGAAAGGAUCGCCCGGCUACGACGGCUUGCCUGGGCGACAAGGAGACAAGGGUGACCACGGCACGCCGGGCUACUCCCAACAGGGUCCCAAGGGUCUCAAGGGCUACCCGGGACUCGCCGGAGACCAAGGACCCUCUGGCCGCAGAGGUGCCCCGGGAAUUACCGGAGAGCGCGGCUACGAAGGACGUCCCGGCCCGAAGGGCCCGCGGGGACCGACUGGCACGGGUAAGGGCACGGGACCGCAGGGCCUGCCGGGUGUGCUGGGACUAAAAGGCGAGCAGGGCCUUCCUGGAUACCCUGGAGGCCCCGGUCCGGCCGGGCAGCCAGGAUACGCCGGAGCGAAGGGGCAGAAAGGUGAACAGGGCUACAUCGGAUACAGCGGACCAAAGGGAGUGAAGGGAGACGCUGGCGACGCCGGAAUCGGUACGCAGGGGGCCCCUGGACUUCCUGGCUACGACGGCCUGAAGGGAGAGCGGGGUAUUCCCGGCAUUCCUGGCACUGACGGUUUCCCCGGCCUGCCUGGAGUCAAGGGCGAAGCGGGAUCACCGGGCGCACCAGGACCACGGGGCCGUGACGGUCAACCCGGCCUCCGAGGUCAGCCAGGAACACCAGGUCUCGAAGGAUACCCGGGAUUGAAAGGUCGAAAAGGCGAGGCCGGAGAGUUUGGUCCACCUGGGUGGGACGGACUUGCCGGAGAGCCAGGAUACCCUGGGCUCAAAGGAGGCAAAGGAGAGCGGGGCGUAAAUGGACAGCCCGGAUUUCCGGGUCUUCCUGGUAGGCCGGGUCUUCCGGGUGAACGUGGAGAUGUCGGAUACCCAGGCCUUGAGGGUCUGAAGGGAGACAGGGCCCAACGAGGCAUUCGUGGCGACGACGGUUUCCCAGGACCCGAUGGUCUGCCUGGUCCAAAGGGUCCGGUCGGAUUCCCGGGUCUUCCUGGAAGAAAGGGAGAGCGCGGAGAGCCAGGCCGAGCACUGGGCGCGCCAGACGGGCUACCGGGAGAGCCGGGACCUAGAGGCUACGACGGAUUCCCCGGGCUGCCUGGACUCAAAGGCGAAGCCGGAAACCCGGGAUCCCCCGGCCCUGCUGGACUGGACGGUGAACCAGGAUUCCAGGGUGUAGCGGGACUCGACGGCGCAAACGGCCUGCCUGGCCUUCCCGGUCUCCCUGGCCCUGACGGAUUUCCGGGACUUCCAGGAUUCCCCGGCUUAAAGGGCGAUUCGGGCUUUGAUGGACGCCCAGGCUCCGCUGGUCCGCCGGGUCCACCAGGCCUCCCUGGACCUCCGGGAUUUGACGGCAACCCCGGAAUCAAGGGAGAGACAGGAGAGCCCGGAUAUCCCGGUCUUUCGACGUUCGAGAUCAGCAAGGGAGACAAGGGAGAGCCGGGCCAGCCGGGAAUUCCCGGACCGCGCGGCCCUCCCGGCGACGACGGCUUCCCAGGCCUUAAGGGCGCGAAGGGCCAGAUCGGUGACCCCGGUUUCGACGGCGCGCCGGGCGCUGCUGGAAGGCCCGGCCCCAAAGGAUACCCUGGAAACCCCGGACCACCUGGAACGGAAGGAGCACCCGCUACCGACGUCUACCCUGGACCAAAAGGAGACGAAGGCGUUCCCGGACCGCCAGGCUUCCCCGGCAUUCCGGGACUCAAAGGUGAAGCAGGAGAACCAGGAUUUCCAGGACCCGAUGGACCGCCCGGCUACCCCGGUGUCGCCCCAAUUGGCUUCAAAGGAGAACAAGGAGAUGCAGGACUAAGCGGCCUUCCAGGCACCCCUGGUCAACAGGGAGCUCCGGGACAGCCUGGAUACCCCGGCAUCCCAGGAUCAAAGGGCAGUCGAGGAGAUUCAGGCUUGCCGGGACCUGUCGUUCCUGGACCACCGGGAAUACCAGGACCCAGGGGACAAGACGGUCAACGAGGCUACAAGGGUGAAAAGGGGGCACCUGGAGAAUCGGGAUUCCCCGGUUUCCCUGGACUCAAAGGCGAAAGAGGUGACUCCGGCUUCCCCGGACCUUCUGGAAGGCCCGGAAUAAACGGAACAAAAGGUGCUAAAGGACAACGUGGCAGCUCCGCUCCGAGCGAUUUUCAGCAGACGCCUCGAGGUAUCAAAGGAGACGCAGGCUUCCCAGGAGCCAACGGAUUGCCAGGCCUUCCCGGCGACCAAGGCUUCCCGGGAGUCAACGGCGAACCGGGAGACUAUGGGCUUCCGGGAUUCCCGGGACUUCCAGGCUACUCCGGCCCCCGAGGUCUCCCCGGCGACGAAGGAUUCCAAGGGCUGCCAGGGUUCCCCGGUCAGCCAGGCACACCGGGACGUCCAGGAAAUCGUGGUCCUCCGGGUGGUCCCGCCAGGUCCCGAGGCUACUUCUUCACCAGGCACAGUCAAACUUCACGAGUUCCGGAAUGCCCCAGGGGCACCCAUCCGCUCUGGUCUGGCUAUUCUCUCCUUUACAUACUCGGCGAUGAGAAAGCCCACGGCCAAGACUUGGGAAGUGCCGGAAGCUGCUUGCGGAGAUUCAGCACGAUGCCAUUCCUGUUCUGCAGCCUGAAUAAUGUUUGCAACUUUGCAUCAAGGAACGACUACAGCUACUGGCUCAGCACUCCGGAACCAAUGCCUAUGGCAAUGACACCAAUCGUGGGAAGAGACAUCCAGAAAUACAUCAGCCGAUGCAGUGUCUGCGAGUCUUCCACCCAAGUCAUAGCCAUACACAGCCAGACUCUGGAAGUACCAGAGUGCCCUGAAGGCUGGGACGGCGUUUGGUCUGGCUACAGCUUCUUCAUGAACACUGACUCGGGAGCAGAGGGCAGUGGCCAGCCCUUGGUCUCACCAGGUUCCUGUCUUGAAGAGUUCCGACCUAAUCCAUUUAUUGAAUGCCAUGGUCAUGGCCGGUGCAACUACUACACUACAGCCUUCAGCUACUGGUUGGCAACAAUUGAACGCCAUGAUAUGUUCAGACCACCAGACCCACAGACGCUCAAGGCGGGUGAUCUGAGAACACGAGUUUCUCGCUGCAAAGUUUGCAGGCGGCAGGUUAUUGUCCCUUGAGCAAAAUACUUUUUUUUUUCUGUGUUCAACUGCCUUGUUCACCAGCCUGACUUUUGCUGCAGCAACGAGAUCAGAGAAAAAAAAAAAGAAAGAAAACUCAAGCUGAGGGUGGCUGCUUUUUAAAGAACACAGCAAAAUUGUUUUGUUGAACUUGUUAGUUUCAUGUUAACUUACACAUAAAGGCCUUGUGUUGCUUAUGUUCCUUUGUUCUGGCAUUUAUAGUGCUCGUAAAAACUGCCAGCGAGUGUGCAUGCAUUAAAGCCAACAGUCAGAUAUGUUGCGUACUAUGUGUUGUAGCAAAAGCCUUUUCAUCGGAGGAAGUUGAAGCUAGUCACACCGUAACUUUGCUGCACCACUGGUUACGUAAAGGAGUGACGAAAAGUGCAAGAAAGCCAAUAUGUAUGUAAAUAUUAAGCCUGCAGGAGAUCAAGACAAAGCGGGCCAUCAGUCUAGAUGCUGAAAAUGUGCCAGCAAUCAAGCAAUGGCAUUAGUGUGUUGCUGACAUUUUCUUCUUCUUUGUGUGCGUCUGACUGUCAACACUGCCAAUUAGCUGUUUACAGUAGAAGAAUGCAAGGCAUCAUUCACCACUUUUGUUCUUCAAGAAAAUUCCUUUUUGUUGUUGAUUCUUGUGCUAUAUUCUGCAUAUUUGUUAAUAAAACAUUUCAAAGUCCCUGUGCAA
Molecule: messenger RNA, 6241 nt
Organism: Dermacentor silvarum
Lineage: Eukaryota; Metazoa; Arthropoda; Arachnida; Ixodida; Ixodidae
Product: collagen alpha-5(IV) chain-like
Cellular component (GO): collagen trimer
Molecular function (GO): extracellular matrix structural constituent
Source: RefSeq, a predicted model, not a curated record